This is a messenger RNA of Mytilus californianus (California mussel), 2526 nucleotides long. Its product is annotated as chymotrypsin-like serine proteinase. The coding region runs from base 104 to 1027 and encodes 307 amino acids. The record is from RefSeq and is a predicted model, not a curated record. Gene Ontology annotation, biological process: proteolysis. Lineage: Eukaryota; Metazoa; Mollusca; Bivalvia; Mytilida; Mytilidae. The transcript has 7 exons. Gene Ontology annotation, molecular function: serine-type endopeptidase activity.
UGGUCAGUUAUGGACUAAGGUAUAAAAUGGAAAAUGGUCAGAGGUUCAACAAAUAGCAACAGACGUCGGAUACCCUUUGAGACAUCGCGUAAAAACACAAGAUAUGAAGACUUUUGUUCUUUUUCUCACAUUUGGCUUUGCAGUAUGUACACAGAAAAUAAUGCAACCAGGUCGAGAAUUAAUUAAAGAAAUAUUUUCCUUUUCGAGUGAGAUUACGGAUGUUGAUGGGUUUAGUAGUAAAAUCGUUGGAGGGAGUGACGCAGACAUCACUACCUACCCCUGGCAAGUGUCAAUGCAGAUGAGAAGCGGUUCAGGCUGGUACCAUAUUUGUGGCGGGUCUAUCAUAGACAACAACUGGAUUGUAACUGCUGCUCAUUGUGUUGAUGGAAGUUCAUUCUUAAUACCAUUUGCAGUGUUGAGUGAAAACAAGUCCAUGAUAAUAUGUUAUAUCGUGCACUUUGUUUGCAGGGUCAACACUUUACGGAUUGCAGCUGGAAUGACAAAAUUAUCAGAUACUUCAAGAACGGUUCGAUCGCUGGCCAGAAUUAUAAUGCACCCAAGUUAUAGUUCAAGCAGACCUGGAUACCCAAACGACAUUGCUUUAUUAGAAUUGUCACAAUCAUUGACAUUUGGUGCAUCUAUAAAUAAGAUCGCUGUUCCAACAACUCAGGAUUUUACUGGAUCAACCUGUAGUCUUUCGGGAUGGGGAAGACUAAGCGGAAGUGGAAGCAGCCCAGACAAUUUAAAAGAUGUUCAGAUGACGAUCAUCAGCAACUCUGAGUGUUCUACAAGAUGGGCAUCGGUCACUGGUGCUGCUAUCAAUGACGGAAACAUUUGUAUAUUACAAUCUGGUAAAUCCGCCUGCAGUGGUGACAGUGGUGGACCGAUGACAUGCUACUCAGGAAAUACCCCUUACCUUGCCGGGGCUACGUCAUGGGGUAUAAGCACGUGUUCCGGAGAUUUCCCCAGCGUUUAUGCCAGACUGACGUCAUUCAGAUCAUGGAUCAGUAGUUAUGUUAGCAUUUAAUAACUUGCAUGUACAUAUUUCUCUUUAUUUAAUAAAUAGUUCUAUAAUUGUAAUAAAAUCUUCAAACAUUUGAUAACAGACUUCCAUUCGAACGGAUCACUUAAUUUUUAUAGGCAUAUUUAAGCCCUUAAAUCGAAAGCCGACCUUGACGUCACUGGUGAGACGAGGAUAAUCGAAACACGCUUCUGGGAUACUGAUUUCUUUGUAUCUUUGACGACUUUUUACAGGUGUCUGCUAUUUACAAAGCUAUCAUCAUUCACAAAAUGUGGUUAAGAUAAAAAAAAAAUGUGGAUAGUGUCCACAUGUGGACAUAGAUGAUGCCCCCGCUUGCAUAUCAUAUAGUUAUAAAGGGACAUAACUGAAGAACGGUAAAAGUGACACUACCCAAAUUUGAACUUGAUCUCAGUUUUGUGGUAAUAAGCAUUGUGUGUAAGUCUCAUAACAUUUGGUUGAGGCUAACUUAAGUAGAGAACAGAAACUAAAAAUUCAGCAAUUUUUCUAUUUGUAAACACGCAUAACUCUAGAAUGGUUGUGUAUAAGUUUUAUAACAUUUGGUUGCGACAAACUAAAGUUAGAGAACGUAAACGAAAAAUUCAGCAAUUUUUAUGUUUAUAAAGGAACAUAACUCAAGAAUGGUAAAAGUGUCGCCACCAAAUUUCGUACUUAAUCUGUAUUAUGUAGUAAUAAGCAUUGUGUAUAAGUUUCAUAACAUUUGGUUGAGGCAAACUAAAGUUAGAAAACGGAAACAAAAAAAUUGUACUUGAUGUUAGUUUUGUGGUAAUGAAUAUUGUGUAUAGGUUUCAUAAUGUUUGGUUGGGGCAAACUAAAGUUACAGAAUGGAAACUAAAAAUUUUGCAAUCUUUCGAUUUAUAAAGGGGCAUAACUCAAUAAUGGUUAAAGUGACACUACCCAAAUUCAACUUGAUCUGUGUUUUAUCAGUGGAAGUCAAAAUUAAACAUUGCAUUGUAUAAAGCAUUUAUUGUAGUUGAUUCAACUAUAAUCAUGGACAAAGGAAGAUAACUCCAAUUUUAAAAAAUACUUUAUAUUUAGAAGAAAAUAAAAAUUUUGCUAUUUUUUCAUUUAUAAAGGGGCAUAACUCUAGAACGGUUAAAGUGACGCCACCAAAAUUCAAAUUUGAUCUAUGUUUGGUGGUAAUAAGCAUUGUGUACAAGUUUCAUAACAUUUGGUUGAGGCAAACUUAAGUUAGAGAACGGAAACCAAUUUUGGGACGUACGUACGUACGUACAGACGGACAAGGGUAAAACUUAAUGUCCCCCAGCGCUACGGCAGGGGCAUAAAAAUUUCAAAACUCCUUUUAAGCUACUUGUGGCAGGUAAUGUAGAUAGAACACCUUUAGUAUGCCUCUUUUGACACCCGCAAGGAAUGUUUGAUAUGUUAAUUUAUACUCAUGUAAAUAUUUAUAAGACAUAAGGAAUUCACACAAGAAUGAUCUGUCACAGUGGUUCCUUUUAUUAAAAAAAUAUAUAGAAUUCAUGCAU